This is a messenger RNA of Drechmeria coniospora, 2499 nucleotides long. Its product is annotated as DNA repair helicase RAD25. Gene Ontology annotation, molecular function: 3'-5' DNA helicase activity; hydrolase activity; ATP binding. The transcript has a single exon. Gene Ontology annotation, cellular component: nucleotide-excision repair factor 3 complex; transcription preinitiation complex; transcription factor TFIIH holo complex. The record is from RefSeq and is a predicted model, not a curated record. Gene Ontology annotation, biological process: nucleotide-excision repair; transcription initiation at RNA polymerase II promoter. Lineage: Eukaryota; Fungi; Ascomycota; Sordariomycetes; Hypocreales; Ophiocordycipitaceae. Bases 1 to 2499 code for a protein of 832 amino acids.
AUGCCUCCGAAAAGAAAGGCCUUGGCCCCUCCCAAAGGAGGAUCAAAGGCAGGGAGGUCCUCGCGCGUGUCGACACCGGGAGCGGCGACACCUCGAAGCCUCGAUAGUAGCGACGAGCUCGAGGUCGAUGACGCCCCCGUUGACGAAGUGCUCGAGCGGGACAUCGACAAGAAUAUAGACCAAUUCUCGCUUGAUAGAUACCAGAAAAAGCAUGUCAUUCGGGAACCGCUGCCGCACAUCUUCGGGAACAAUGACUUUUCGUACCUCGAUCUCAAAAAGGACCACCCCAACCGGCCGCUGUGGAUCGAUCCGCAAAAGGGGAGGAUCAUUCUGGAGAGCUUCAACCCGCUGGCGGAACAGGCGCAGGAUUUCCUCAUCACCAUUGCCGAACCCCUUUCGCGGCCGACGUUUAUGCACGAGUACGCCCUCACGACGCACAGCCUCUACGCGGCCGUUUCCGUCGGCCUCUCGCCCGGUGACAUCAUCAACACGCUCGAGCGCUUCCUCAAGACGCCGCUUCCCGACGAGAUCAGAGACUUCAUCAACAGCUGCACGCAGAGCUACGGCAAGGUGAAGCUGGUGCUGAAGAACACAAAGUACUACGUCGAGAGUCCGGAUCCCAACAUGCUGCAGAUGCUGCUGAAGAACCCCAAGAUUGGCCCGCUUCGCGUGCAGGGGACGGAGGAGAUCACGACGUCGGCGGCCCCCAAGCUGGGCGGACUCGUCAUCCCAGGGACGAAGAAUGCGGCGGGCGUCAAGCAGGCCACCGACUUGCAGGCGUCGAGUGCGGAACAGGGAAGCAACGGCGCCCCGGCUCCCGACGGCGAGGAGCUGCUCAUCAACGUCAACGAGGAGGAUGACGACGAAGAUCAGGACGUGACUCACUCGUUCGAAAUCGCAGACAAGGACGUCGAGACGGUGCAAAAGGAAUGCCUCAACCUCGGGUAUCCCGUCCUGGAGGAGUACGACUUCCGUAGGGACGAGGCCAACGCGAGCCUCGAAAUCGACCUCAAACCCGGCACGCAGAUCAGACCGUACCAGGAGAAGAGCCUGAGCAAGAUGUUCGGCAACGGACGAGCCAAGAGCGGGCUGAUCGUCCUGCCGUGCGGGGCCGGAAAGACACUGGUCGGCAUCACAGCAGCCUGCACGAUCAAGAAGGGCGUCAUCGUGCUGUGCACCAGCUCCAUGUCGGUGGUCCAGUGGAGGCAGGAGUUCCUCAAGUGGUCCAACAUCAACCCGGACGACAUCGUCGCCUUCACGUCGGACUCUAAGGGGUCCGUCUUCACCGGAAGCACGGGCAUCAUCGUCACGACGUACUCGAUGGUGACGCAGUCAAGGGCUCGGUCGUACGACGCCGACAAGAUGAUGAAGUUUCUCACCGGCCGGGAAUGGGGCCUCAUGCUGCUCGACGAGGUUCACGUCGUGCCGGCCAACAUCUUCCGCAAGGUCACGUCGUCGAUCAAGACGCACUCGAAGCUCGGCCUCACGGCGACGCUGCUCCGAGAGGACGACAAGAUUUCGGACCUGAACUUUCUGAUCGGGCCGAAACUCUUCGAGGCGAACUGGAUGGAGCUUUCGAAGCAGGGACACAUCGCGAGGGUGCAGUGCGCCGAGGUCUGGUGCCCGAUGCCGACCGAGUUUUACGACGAGUACCUGCGCGCGCCGUCGCGCAAAAAGAACCUGCUGUACAUCAUGAACCCGCGCAAGUUCCAGGCGUGCCAGUACCUGAUCAACUACCACGAGUCGAGGGGCGACAAGAUCAUCGUCUUCUCGGACAACGUGUACGCGCUGAAGGCGUACGCGCUGAAGCUCGGCAAGGCCUUCAUCUACGGCAACACGGGCCAGGCGGAGCGGCUGCAGGUGCUGGAGAACUUCCAGCACAACCCGCAGGUCAACACGCUGUUCCUGUCCAAGAUUGGCGACACGUCGCUCGACCUGCCGGAGGCGACGUGCCUCAUCCAAAUAUCGUCGCACUACGGUUCGCGGCGUCAGGAGGCGCAGCGGCUGGGGCGGAUCCUGCGAGCCAAGCGGCGAAACGACGAGGGCUUCAACGCCUUCUUCUACUCGCUCGUGUCAAAGGACACGCAGGAGAUGUAUUUCUCCUCCAAGCGCCAGGCCUUCCUCGUCGACCAGGGGUACGCGUUCAAGGUGAUCACGCAGCUCGCCAACAUCGAGAAGACGCCGGGCCUCGCGUUCGCGUCGGCGACGGAGAGGCGGGAGCUGCUGCAGAAGGUGCUGGUGGAGAACGAGACGAUGGAGGACGAGGACAUUGACGACCUGUUCCACAGCGGCACCAUGGGACGCAAGAAGAAGAAGAAGGGCACGGUCCGGCGCACGGCCGGAACGCUGGGCGAGCUGAGCGGGGGCCAGGACAUGGCCUACAUCGAGCAGAACAAGCGGGUCAACCAAGGGCUGAAGAAGAACAAGAACGGCAAGGACAGCAGCGCAUUCUUCAAGAAGAUAAGCCGGGAGAACGCGAGGCGGGCGGCGGCAAACUAG